UUUUCAUGCAAAUAUCGAACAAUUAAUAUGUCUUGCUGUGUGGUUAACUGACUAACAGAACGUGAGGAAGUGUAUUUUGAGCCGGGAGUUAGGCGCUGCCAAGAUGGUGAUGGCGGAGCAGAGCCCAGUCUGACCGUUAAACUCCAACUGCUCUUCAGGAACCUAUGGGUAACAUCGCAGAGGCAACGUCCAUCUGGUUUGGAUCAUGGUUUUGAGAAAAGGCGGACUUGAUGUUUCCCCCUUUGUCCAAUCUUAUGCUCAGUUAAGGUAACCGGAUAAACUGUCAAUCUUCUCAUCUAACUCUCGGCAAGAAGGUAAGAGAGCAUAUUUCCUAAAACCUUGUACUGUUCCUUGAAGCCGUUUCGUGUUUCAACCAAACCACCAAAGACUUUAUGGCUCCAAUAACUUAAUUUAAGAUGCAUAGCUUUACCGUGUAUUAGCCUAGUUACAGGUAACCAUAAAACAGAACCUAUGUCUCAAUUAAACAUUUGGUCAAUCAACAGAAAAUUAAUCAGCAACAAUUUUGAUAACUGCUUAAUCUAGCACAUUUUUCUUAACAAAAAUGGUAAAAUUAAUAAUAAAAAUCAGUUCCAAAUUCUCAAACGUGAUCAAAUUUUCUUGUGUCCUUUGUCAACUUAGGAGGAGGAUGUUUGCCAUUUUCUUUGAUAACGAUUAAUCUAUUAAAUUAUUCUCUCUACUAAUCAAUUCAAUGACACGCCUCAUGUAGUUUCAGCUCUAAAAUGAUCCCUAGUUGCAGCCAUGAGACUAAACAAAAUUCUCAAACAGCACUGCAGACAUAAUUCCUGCAGAUUUAAUGUGGGAAAAAUUAUAAAUCAGAACACACACACACACACACGGGGCCCCACAGGACUACUGUAGUGACGUUUUAAGUCAGUCAAGUUGAGCAGACUUGUGAUGUUGCUACACAGCGCCUCUAGGGUCGUGCAUGUGCUUACACUGGAGGAGAGUAGUAGAGAGGGAGAGGUGGGAGCGCAGAGAGAGAGAGAGCAGUCAUUGUCGGUGAAGGACCAUGACAGUCCGGAGCGGCAGUAGGAAGUCUCUAACUCCAACCUUCACCUGCAGCUAAAACACCACAGAAAAAGAAAAAAAAACCCGCGACAGAAACAUGCGAUCUGACAGAAAAUUUCGCGCCCGUAGUUCACUCGUGCCUUUGCAAACACCUUCAGGGAGUUCACAUGUUUCUGCGUGUCGACGAAGAGGCAAUGUUUAGGCUCAGACGACCGGCAGAGCCCCGCGGAGUUUGGAUGUGUGUUUCGUAGCCCGUCAGAUGAAAGAGGACACAUUAUUGAAUCAGGAGACACAGCGACACGGAGCACCGCGAAUGUAGUCUUCAGGGGAAAGCGAAACACUGUACCUACCGGUGUCUUCCUGCGGUCACUCUCCUCCUGUGUGUGUGUUUCGGGCUUUUCUCACAGUGCUGUGUGGCUAAAGUAGGGGACGAUGCAGGUGAAGAAGCACCGGGACUCGGACCGGAGCGGCGGGGACAUGCUGGAAGCAGACGGCCUCCGCAAAAACUCCUCAUGCUUCUCAAAUAUCAAGAUAUUCUUGAUAUCGGAAUGCGCCCUCAUGUUGGCACAGGGCACCGUCGGAGCAUACCUGGUGAGUGUGCUGACCACCCUGGAGAGACGGUUCAACCUGCAAAGUGCUGACGUCGGAGUGAUAGCCAGCAGCUUUGAGAUAGGCAACCUGGCACUGAUCCUGUUUGUCAGCUACUUUGGGGCCAAAGCACAUCGUCCCCGUCUGAUAGGCUGCGGGGGCAUUGUCAUGGCACUCGGCGCCCUUCUCUCAGCUCUCCCGGAGUUUUUAACAAAUCAGUAUGAGAUACGCGAAACGUGGAGGACUGACGUGGGUCGGGAUGAUUGCUCCAACACCAGCAGGGACGCCCAGGUGCCAGUGGACCCUGUGUGCGCCCACAAGCCCAACACCAACAUGAUGUACCUGCUGCUGAUCGGAGCUCAGGUCCUGCUGGGUAUCGGAGCCACGCCGGUGCAGCCUCUAGGGGUGUCCUAUAUCGAUGAUCAUGUGAAGAAGAAAGACUCCUCACUCUAUAUAGGAAUCCUCUUCUCUACGCUGGUGUUUGGGCCUGCCUGUGGCUUCAUCCUUGGCUCCCUCUGCACUAAAUUCUAUGUGGAUGCUAUCUUCAUUGACACUAGUAAGCUGGGCAUCACUCCAGAUGACCCGCGGUGGAUCGGGGCCUGGUGGGCAGGCUUCCUCCUGUGUGGUGCCUUACUCUUUUGCUCAGCUCUUUUGAUGUUUGGCUUCCCACAGUCACUGCCGACCAAGGAGAGAGAGGAGGGGGCAGACAGUGAGCAAGUUAUGCUUCCUCCCUCUCUGAAUGCAGACUAUGAGACUCCAAAGCCCAGCAAUGGGGUUGUACACAACCACGAGGCUGCCAACAGCCCCACCUGCUGUCAGCAACUCAGGGUGAUCCCCAAGGUGACCAAGCACCUCCUGUCGAACCCAGUGUUCACCUGCAUCAUCCUGGCAGCCUGUAUGGAGAUCGCUGUAGUGGCCGGCUUUGCAGCCUUUCUGGGGAAAUACCUUGAGCAGCAGUUCAACCUCACAACCACAUCAGCAAACCAGCUGUUAGGUAUGACAGCUAUUCCGUGUGCAUGUCUGGGGAUCUUCAUGGGCGGGCUGCUGGUGAAGAAGCUGAACCUGUCGGCGCUGGGAGCUAUCCGCAUGGCCAUGUUGGUCAACCUGAUAUCCACUGCCUGCUACGUCUCCUUCCUCUUCCUGGGUUGUGACACGGGUCCAGUCGCAGGAGUGACGGUCACAUAUGGCAAUGAGACGCUUCGAGUGGGUGAGAAACCAGAGGCUCAAUGCAUCAGUCACUGCAACUGCUUCACCUCCUCCAUCAGCCCUGUGUGCGGCUCCAACGGUGUCACCUACCUGUCCGCCUGCUUCGCCGGCUGCACCCGAACAGGAAGUGCUCGGACCACAUCGAAUAUCUCUCAGAACCUGACGGGAUGUACUUGUGUAUCCGCUGACACUGAAUCCGCCACAGCAGUUCCAGGGAAAUGUCCAACGCCGGGCUGCCAGGAGGCUUUUCUCAUCUUCCUGUGUGUGAUCUGUGCCUGCAGCCUGGUCGGAGCCAUGGCCCAGACUCCAUCUGUCAUCAUCCUAAUCAGGACCGUGAGCCCUGAACUGAAAUCAUACGCACUUGGAGUGUUGUUUCUUUUGCUACGACUUCUCGGAUUCAUCCCCCCUCCUCUGAUCUUUGGUGCUGGGAUCGACUCCACUUGCCUUUUCUGGAGUUCAGACUGCGGCAAUAAGGGCGCUUGCCUGCUGUACGACAACAUAGCUUACAGACAUCUGUACGUGAGCCUUGCCAUCAUCCUGAAGGGCAUCGCCUUCCUCCUCUACACCACCACAUGGUAUUGCUUACGCAGGAACUACAAGAAGUACAUCAAAGGUCACGAGGGCUACAUGACGCCGACUGAGUUUUACCCCUCUCUCACAGAAGGCCCCAAACUAGUUGACAGGACAAAGUUUAUAUAUAACCUAGAGGACCAUGAGUUUUGUGAAAAUAUGGAGUCAGUUUUAUAGUUCGUAAAGCAAGAAAAGGACUAAAGGACAAUGUGGACAUUCAUAUUCUCUCAAAGGAAUAAUAUUUUAUGAUUUUAUUCUUCUUUUCUUGAAAGGAUGAAACAAAAUGUUUUUGAUAAAGGCGAUCUAUUUAACAGCCCGUUCAGGUCAUAGGAGACGUUGCGCUCCACUUCGCUCCACGUUAAACUUUCGAAAGGGUCCAUUUUAGUUGUUUACGUUAUCAGCGAGGUGUUGUCCAGUGUUUGCCGGUGAAUUCCUGUGUUGACUUGGUGGUAGAAGACCUCUACAGUACUGUCUGGCUCAGUCCUAGUUGAUUAUUAGUGAGUGGACAUGAUGCUACUACAACUAUAGUUGCCAUAUUGUUUUAGGUCUGUCAUGAUCCCAGUGAUCUGUGUGACAAAUGACAGUUUCCUUUCACUCAGUGCACUGUGUGUUCUGUCCGUCACUCUCAAAAAUGAGAUUCUUAUGAUUUAAAAAGAAAAAAGAAAAAAAAAAAAGUUUGGGUGGUUCUUCAGUUAUUCAUAUUUAAAAGUUGCCAAGUGUUUACAAACUAAUAGUUCAUCACUUAAUGCAUUUUAUUUUGAUGCAGAAAGGUUUCUUAUUAAAAGAGAACAGAAACACUCUGACUGGGUUAUUAUAGUGGCCUAUUAGAUGUUUUAACUGUCAGAAAAUCAAGUUUAAUAACUUUAAAAAAAGAUAGUGUUCUCAUGUCAUCAUGCACUGUUCAGUUUCUUGUUCUCUUGCUGGAUGAAAGACACUGUUUUUGAUACUGCUUGGACUAGACUGUGAAGUCUUGUCUUAUAGGUGCAAAUGUGCAAUUCAUAUCUGAUACGUCCAUGUUUAUAACUAGUCUUGUGUCAGACUGCGGGUUGGUUUUUCAUUAUAACAGUUUGUUUCAUUUCCAUGUUUGUUUUUUACAUCUGCAGAGUUUAUUCAGCCUAAUAUGUCUUAAUAAGGGAUUAUUCAAUUAAGAAUGUUAAUUUAAUUUCUUUUGACUUUUGCACUUAGUGGAAGAGCAAAGACGAAAAUCAAGAUUAAUAUUUUUCAAGUAAAAAAGAUUAGGAGUAAUAUAUUUAUUUCGUUAGGCCCAGAAUGUUUUAUUAAAGUGUGUUUGAGAGGAAAGUUUAAAUUACAUAUAAUCUAAUUGUCUGAGAAGUGUGUGUCUGAGGUCACAAAAGAUUUGGGACAAUUCAUGGCAAUGAAAAUACUAUGUUACAUCAUUGGGAAGAAAAAAAAAAAAAACACACAAACUGUGUCUUCAAGCUAGGUCUGUAAUAUUUGGGAUGAGGUUUUUCAGAAAUGCUACAGGAGGAUGUGUUCAAGGUCAAACAACAACUGAACAACUGAAUUUAUUCCUGGACGUGGUUUUGAAGAACUCUUUGACGUGACUCUGCACAUACAACCUGCUUCUCUACUGAUCUCUCUGCAGUUACAGUUUUGACAUAGUCCCUUUUCUUACACUUUUUGUAUGGCAACAUAUCAUUUAUUUUACUCUGGAAAUAAAUUAUUUUUCAGAAAAUAAAUUGAAAUAUGAAUGUU
Molecule: messenger RNA, 5109 nt
Organism: Seriola aureovittata
Lineage: Eukaryota; Metazoa; Chordata; Actinopteri; Carangiformes; Carangidae
Gene: slco3a1a
Product: solute carrier organic anion transporter family member 3A1a
Exons: 11
Coding region: 1462-3570 (702 amino acids)
Biological process (GO): prostaglandin transport; sodium-independent organic anion transport; transmembrane transport
Cellular component (GO): membrane
Molecular function (GO): protein binding
Source: RefSeq, a predicted model, not a curated record